UGCUUAUUCAGGCAUCUGAAAAAGAAAAGCCUUCCAUAGCCUCCCAAAAAAUGAAGAGCACUACCUUGUUCGCUCUCUUUCUACUUUGUGCCCUCACUUCAUCAUACCUACCUUCAGCCACCGCUGAUGUGGUGCUGGACAUGGAUGGUAAUCCUCUUGGAAACGGUUGGCAAAAUGAAUAUUUCAUGUUGCCAGUUACAAGAGGAAGCGGUGGUGGAAUAGCACUAGCUGCAACUGGAAAUGAAAGAUGCCCUGUAACUGUCGUGCAAUCUCACAUUGAGCGCGAUAAGGGGUAUGCGGCAACUUUUAGAGCUCCAUUCCACCUCCCUUUUAUCGCAGAAGGCCUUCCUUUGACGAUUUCAUUCGAUAACUUUGAAGUGUUACCGCGGUGUGUCCCCACUCCUCUUUGGUGGGCUAUUGUGGAUGGUCUAGCUGAAGGACCCGCUGUUAAAAUUGAGUAUAGAGAUAUAGUAGAAGGUUGGUUUAAAAUUCAGAAAGCUUACCCUCUCGGCUAUAAGCUUUUGUUCUGUCCAGUGCCUCUUGAGGAUAGCACAUGUGGGGAUAUUGGGAUUUAUACUGAUGAUAAGGGAUUCAGGCGUUUGGUGGUGACUAAGAACAAACCAUUGGUGGUUCAGUUUCAGAAAUUUGAUCCACUGGCCAAGAAUAAUCUUGUGCUUCCUGCCAUUGAGUGAGAGACAAUUAGUGCAUGACUAAAUCAAUGCUUUGGUUGUAAUUAUUAAAUUAUUGUCUCACUAAAUAAUAUAAUCAAAGCUUAUUAUCCUUCA
Molecule: messenger RNA, 785 nt
Organism: Glycine soja
Lineage: Eukaryota; Viridiplantae; Streptophyta; Magnoliopsida; Fabales; Fabaceae
Product: kunitz-type trypsin inhibitor KTI1-like
Exons: 1
Coding region: 51-692 (213 amino acids)
Molecular function (GO): endopeptidase inhibitor activity
Source: RefSeq, a predicted model, not a curated record